Molecule: messenger RNA, 1821 nt
Organism: Harmonia axyridis
Lineage: Eukaryota; Metazoa; Arthropoda; Insecta; Coleoptera; Coccinellidae
Product: piggyBac transposable element-derived protein 4-like
Exons: 2
Coding region: 1-1821 (606 amino acids)
Source: RefSeq, a predicted model, not a curated record
AUGAGUUCAAGAGCUCGAAAAAUAGUUUCAUUAGCAGUGAAAUCUUUGAACGAGGAAGAUUCUCAACAGGCAACAUCGUCUGCUGAUCCAGACCCAUCAUCGCAGGAAUCACCCUGCACCCGAAAUUCUCCCUUACUUCCACAAGCAGCAGGUUCAAAUCAAAGAAGCAGGGCAUAUAUUAUAUCGUCUUCAGAAUCUGAACCAUUUGAGAGUUCUGAAGAUUCAUACAGACCUUCAGAUGACGAGGUUGAAACUCCCAACGUGUUGUCAGAAAGUGAAGUAUCAAGUGAUGACGACAAAAAUGAUAAUGGCAACGUUGCGGAAACAGACGAUUUGGACAGGUGGGGACCUUGUACGGAACUGCCAGUCACUUUCCAAUUCACUAGGCAAAGUGGUUCGAAAAAAGAUAGCUUGGAUUUGAAUAAACCAUUUGAUAUAUAUCAACAGUUUAUAACAAAUGAAAUUAUUGAUCUUAUUGUUUCGGAAACUAACAGAUAUGCAUCGCAACUGAAGUCCAAACCACUUCGACCUCGAUCAUUAUUGCACAAAUGGGUAGACACAAACAGAGAAGAGAUGCAAAGAUUCUUGGCUGUUCUACUGAUUAUGGGCAUCAAUGAACUUCCAAAAAUGCGCUUAUAUUGGUCAAACGACGAAAUAUAUGGAAACGAUCUGAUCAAGAAAACCAUGACACGGAACCGAUUUGAUAUGAUGUUGAGGUGUUUACAUUUUACAGAUAACACUGAUCCCGAAGCCAAUGCCGACAGGCUCUCUAAAAUAAAAACUGUCGUUGAGCUAAUUUGUCGCCAAUUCCAAGAGACACUUACACCAAACGAAGAGGUCGUGAUAGAUGAAAGUAUGGUGCCUUGGAGAGGCAGGUUAGUAUUCCGGCAGUACCUUCCUGCGAAAUCACAUAAAUAUGGUGUGAAAAUAUAUAAAGUGUGUACAACAGAAGGGUACACCUAUGACUUGCGAAUCUACGCCGGAAAAAACAUUUCAACUGGUGUCACAGCACAAAAUGGGAAGGGACACACAUAUAACAUCUGUAUGGACUUACUGAAAGACCUCAAACAUGAGGGACGCAUAUUAUAUAUUGAUAACUUUUACACCAGUGUGCAACUGUGUCGCGAUCUUCUGCAAUCUCACACAUAUGUGUGUGGAACUCUACGCAGUAAUCGAAAGGGAAAUCCGAAAACAGUGUGCACGAAAAAACUGAAGAGGGGAGAAGUUUAUGGCCAACAGAAUCAAGAUGGAAUUCGUGUAUUGAAGUGGGUAGAUAAACGACCUGUUUUGAUGAUUAGUUCUGUUCCGGCUCAUGCAGCUUGCCUAGUACCAACGGGUAGGAAAAACCGAAAUGGAGAUGAUAUAGUCAAACCACAUGCAAUUAUUGCUUAUAACAAAGCAAAAAAAGGUGUUGAUGUUUCGGACCAGAUGUCCUCUUACUACACUUGUCUGAGAAAAAGCCUAAAAUGGUGGAAAAAAAUGGACAUGCUUAGGUUCAGAGAAAACGUUAUUCAUGGGUUGCUGAACCAAGGAGAUGCAACUACUAGUGCAGAUAUACAAGGUGGAGGCGAUGGACCCAUGAAUGAGAAUUUGGAGCACUCAAGAAAGAGAAAGCGGUCGAAGUCGCAACAUAAGAUUGGGAAGUAUGAAGGGAGUGCAAGAAAAAACAGAAGAAGGUGCAGUGCUUGCUACAAACGUAUCCAACAAGAGAUGGGUUCCAAAGAGGCGAGAGUAAAAGCAAAAAAAGUGCUUACAUAUUGUGUUGAUUGUGAUGAAAAACCAACUCUCUGUAUCUCUUGUUUCAAUGAACUACACAAAUAG